Messenger RNA from Cyprinus carpio (common carp), 925 nucleotides. RefSeq names its product polymeric immunoglobulin receptor-like. The transcript has 5 exons. Bases 92 to 925 code for a protein of 277 amino acids. NCBI's taxonomy places the organism in Eukaryota, Metazoa, Chordata, Actinopteri, Cypriniformes, Cyprinidae. The record is from RefSeq and is a predicted model, not a curated record.
AAACACUCAGAACUCAUCUGAACACACAUCAAGAUCUUCAGAAGAACUGAAUCUACUAACAACAGAGAAGAUCACUGAAGAAGAGAGAAGAAUGAAGAUCAUCUGGACUUUCACUCUGCUGAUGAUUCCUGGUGUGGUGAGCUCCAUCAGUGUGACGGGAUAUUCAGGAGGAGGAGUCAACAUCACAUGCAGAUAUGAUAGAAAAUAUACAGACAAUGCAAAGUAUUUUUGUAGAGGACAGUGGAAAACAGCAUGCUCUGACCUAAUCAAGACUGAUAAGAAAAAUGAGAACAAAUGGGUUGAUUCUGGAAAAUUCUCUCUGUUUGACGACACAAGAGCAGCAGUUUUCACUGUGACCUUCAGAAAUCUGAGUGAACAGGAUUCUGGGACGUACUGGUGUGCAGUUGAAAUGCCUCUCUCUGAAGAUCCUUACACUGAAGUGAAUCUGAAGGUUGUAACAGCUGAACAAAUCAGUGCUGUGACGGGAUAUUCAGCAGGAAACAUCAUUAUAAACUACAAAUAUGAGAUGAAUCAUGAGAACCAUGAGAAAUACUUCUGUGAAGCUGGAGCAUAUCAAUCUGAUUGUUGUGAGAAGAGCAUCAGUCUCUCAGCUGCUGCAGGAGGAUCUGUGAACAUCAGCUGCAGAUACCCACAAUCCCACAGUGCUGAUGUGAAGUUUGUCUGCAGGAGAUCUGGAUCUGAUCUCUGUGCUGAAGAGACGUCUGUGAAGGAGAGCAGAAGAUGGAGCGCUGAGGGACAGAUGCAGCUGUAUGAUGACAGAGAGCAGCAGCUCCUGACGGGAAUCAUCAGUCAUGUGACUCAACAACAUUCAGCUGAAUACUGGUGUGGAGUUCAGUCUGAUCAAGGACACAAGAGCUUCAUCACACGAGUCCUCAUCAGAGUUACAGGUUUACCAGCAGGUUAA